AGGAGGGUAAAAUGACAUGCUGUUACACACUCUUGUACAGUCGGUGGCGGUAUGUAACUUAAAAGUUGUUUGCGAUCCGCCUGUAAACCGAGAGAAGAAGAACAAGCAGCAGAAGAAGAAGAAGAAGAAGAAGAAGAAGAAGGAAAAACGUCAUGAUAAAAUCAUGGCGGAGGUGAAAGUGAAGAAGGAAACUAAUAUUACUGAUGCUGCAGAGAUUGAAAACAGGGUAAAGGAGCUGUGCCUGCAGUUUCCUCAUGGGAUCACAGAUCAGGUGAUUCAGAAUGACAUGCCCCACCUGGAACCCCAGCAGAGAGCCAUGGCUAUCAACAAACUGCUCUCACUGGGUCAACUGGAUCUUCUCCGAAACAGCUCAGGUCUUUUAUAUCGGAUGAAGGAUGCCCAGACGCCAAGUAAGAUGAAGGGCUCUGACAACCAGGAGAAGCUGGUUUACCAGAUCAUCGAAGAUGCAGGAAACAAAGGUAUAUGGAGUAGAGACAUCCGAUUCAAGAGCAAUCUUCCUCUGACGGAGAUCAACAAGAUCCUGAAGAACCUGGAGAGCAAGAAGCUGAUCAAGGCUGUCAAGUCUGUCGCUGCCUCAAAGAAGAAAGUCUACAUGCUGUACAACCUGCAGCCGGACCGCUCAGUGACUGGAGGGGCCUGGUACAGUGACCAGGACUUUGAGUCAGAGUUUGUGGAGGUUUUGAAUCACCAGUGCUUCAAAUUUCUUCAGAGUAAGGCAGAGGCAGCAAGGGACAGCAAGCAGAGCCCCAUGGUGCAGAGGAACAGCUCCUUCGCCACCUCGCAUGAAGUCUGGAAGUACAUCUGUGAGCUGGGGAUCAGCAAGGUGGAUUUGUCCAUGGAGGACAUCGAGACCAUCCUGAACACGCUGAUCUAUGAUGGGAAGGUGGAGAUGACCAUCAUAGCUGCGAAGGAAGGCACGGUGGGUAGCGUGGAUGGACAGAUGAAGCUCUACCGCGGGGUCAAACCCAUUCUCCAGCCGACAGGCCUGGUCAAAGCUCCCUGUGGCGUCUGCCCGGUGUUUGAUGACUGUCAUGAAGGAGGAGAAAUCUCUCCAUCCACCUGCAUCUACAUGACAGAGUGGCUGGACUUCUGACCGACACCUGGCUCACUCCAUUUUCCUUUUUUCGUGUGAUGAAAAGAACAAGUUUUUUUUAAUUAUUAUUAUUAUUUCUAAUGAUCUGUGAUCCAUGUAAACUUAUUUUGUAUUUAUCAAGUUUAUUGAAUCCUUUUCAGCAACUGGGAACAGGAGAAUGGCCUGAUGAGACAUGUUUCUAGCUAGUUUGUGUUUUCUAUGACCUGUCACUAAAUAAAGAUAUUGGUUACUUGGUCUUGAAUCAUAGGAAAUCUUGUAUUCACAUAGCAGUUCAGUGGUGAUAUUAACCUAGUGGAUUGUCGAUCAUUUACCUGUUCGAAAAACAUUUCAUAUAACUUUACAAAUUAAGUUAAUUAUUUUCUAUUUGGUUUUUAACUGUCAACGUUUUAAAAUGGAAUCACAUGACAGUUGAAUUUCAUUAAAAAAAAGAAAGACAACACAACAGAAAAAAAUAUUUUCUACUAAAUUGUCUAUGUAGAUUGAUUUCAGUCAUCCAGGUGGUAAAAUAUUCUGGAGAAAUUUAAAUCUGUUCCCUGGAGGUUGGAAUUUGAGGUUGUAUUAAAGGUUUUAGACUUUUCCAAAGGAGUGAAUCAAGUCAUGACCACUGAAUAAUGAAGUCGAAACUAACACCACCAAUGACCGUCGCUGCUAAACAAAUGCAAAUCAAUAGCUCCGAUAACGACGGGCGCAGCCAAACAUCGGUACACAAAAGAGCCACUCAUAUCAACAGCUCUGACAACGACUCCAAAGAGGAUAAAUUCUGAGUCUCAUCACCAGCCAGUCAGACUAGCUUGGUCUAGUCAGAAAGGCACGAACUGAGGAAGCCUCUUGGAUGAGAGGCGAAACGUCUUCACGGAUAUAUACCAAGUCCAGUUGCACUUGAUUCAACUCCUUUGGAUAACCAUGACCUGGAUGAAUGAGAACAUUCACAAAUGUUUUAGACUUUGUUUAUUACUAGCACAGACGCACAGGUAGUUUUGACACCUGUGUUUUUUACUUGAAUCUGGAGAAAUACAUCGAUGGCAUCAGACAAGUGUACUAAUAACACUAUCUGUGUCCAGAUUGUCAACAGUCUACCAUAGACUCCCCCAUAGACUCCAGUGGCUCAGGAACCACAAAGUGGGACGAUGUGAUAAUUGUGAACAGUCUACCAUAGACUCCCCCAUAGACUCCAGUAGCUCAGGAGCCACAAAGUGGGAUAAUGAGAUGAUUGUGAUCAGUCUACCAUAGAUUCCCCCAUAGACUCCAGUAGCUCAGGAGCCACAAAGUGGGAUGGUGUGAUGAUUGUGAACAGUUUACCAUAGACUCUCCUAUAGACUCCAGUGGCUCAGGAGCCAAAAAGUGGGAUGAUGUGAUGAUUGUGAACAGUCCACCAUAGACCCCACCAUAGACAGUGGCUCAGGAGCCACAAAGUGGGAUGAUGUGAUGAUUGUGGACAGAUUGCAACAGUGGAAAUGACUUAACAGAAAAACAUCUCAGGACAAGCAUGAAAGUUGUCCCGUAAGACACCAUUGUAAAGCUGAGUAUAGCGGUGGUCCUGUGUCCACAAUCUACAAAAUGAAGCCAUUGAGUAAAAUGAAAUCAUCACUGACAUGUAUGAUGGGAAAAAACUGUGAAAAUAAAACCGAGGUGGUAAA
Lampris incognitus (smalleye Pacific opah) is the source of this 2751-nucleotide messenger RNA. RefSeq names its product polymerase (RNA) III (DNA directed) polypeptide F (gene polr3f). The record is from RefSeq and is a predicted model, not a curated record. Gene Ontology annotation, cellular component: RNA polymerase III complex. Bases 17 to 1114 code for a protein of 365 amino acids. Gene Ontology annotation, biological process: transcription by RNA polymerase III. NCBI's taxonomy places the organism in Eukaryota, Metazoa, Chordata, Actinopteri, Lampriformes, Lampridae. The transcript is spliced from 10 exons.